This is a messenger RNA of Umbelopsis ramanniana AG, 1620 nucleotides long. RefSeq lists its product as uncharacterized. NCBI's taxonomy places the organism in Eukaryota, Fungi, Mucoromycota, Umbelopsidomycetes, Umbelopsidales, Umbelopsidaceae. The transcript is spliced from 6 exons. Bases 99 to 1481 code for a protein of 460 amino acids. The record is from RefSeq and is a predicted model, not a curated record.
CUUGCUUUGUGAACCCUUCUCUUCUCAUCCUUAUAACUACAUUUAGCCGGCAGCUGUUAAUCUACAUCUUAAUCUCAUAGUGCUGUGCGUUUUCCGGUAUGACGUCCGUACCAACAUCAAUACUGAAGCCCACCAAUCAAACUGUUCGACAGCCAUUAUCUGAGGACGACGACGACGAGGACGUUUUACAUCAUAACACCUUGUCUAAUGCCCGCGGCUACACCAGUGCAGAUGACCUCGAAGAAGACGAAGACAAUUUGCCAGCGGAAUCAGCUGAUUUGCUACAACUGGAAAAGGUCAUCAAGGCUGGUUACUUACUCAAGAAGGGUGAAAAACGGCGGACGUGGAAGCGUCGCUGGUUUGUACUACGGGCGACCAAAAUGGCAUUAUACAAAGAUGACAAGGAAUACCGUCUUUUACGAAUUAUCGACAUGCACGAUGUUCAUAGUACCACGGAAGUCAAAUUGAAAGACAAGCACAAAUGGGUCAUAGGGGUAGUGACACCCAAACGAACGUUUUACUUGCAAGCUCCCAGCGAACAUGCUUUAAAUGAGUGGAUGCAAGCUUUUCAACAAGCCAAAGAAGAGUUUAAACUUUUGGAGCAUGACGAUAGUAACAGUAGCCUGAAUCGGGAUGAAGAAGCUGCCAAGGAACUAGUCUCGUCCUAUUCAAGCGGUACCAGCCCCAAAGCUUUUUCACCGCUUCAUAACGCUCGACGAGAAUCACAACACUCCAUUUCCAGCGUUUUAGCUGCAUCACAAGAAGUUGUCGUCUCACCACGAACACGCAUACCACCUUUGGAUAUACCCGGACGUCGCAUUCCUCCUCCUGGCGUACAAGAUUACCUUUCCACAUCCAUAUCUACUACCACCAGUGCUGGAUCACCACUAUCGCCCAUCAAUGAGCAAGUUGCGCGUAUGCAUCUAGGCGAGGAUGCUAUGAGUUCUGAGGACGAAGAUUAUCGAUAUGACGAAAGCACCAAUUCAACUGUAGCGGCGGUCGAAAAGGAAGGGGACAAAAACCGCGUUUUAUUUGAAGGGUAUCUAUUGAAGCUCGGGCGCAACAAGAGCUGGAGGAAACGAUGGUUUGUGUUGAGAAGCGAAACGCUUGCCUAUUAUGAAAAUGAAAAGGAAUAUGCACCGCAUCGCAUACUGCCGCUUUCUGAUGUAUUGGAUUCAUUGGAGAUUGACCCUGUCAGCAAGAACAAGCGAUUUGUUUUCAAAAUCGUAACGGUCAAACGUAAUUUUAUUUUAUGUGCCGAUCAGCUAGAUACCAUGGAGCGAUGGCUUGACACGCUGAGCGUUGCUGUGAGGAGAGCUAAGAAAGUCGACCAAGAAGUGACAAGACCGGUUGAUAAUGCCAGUGGUAUUAGUGGAGCUGGAGGCGUGGGAGGCGCUGGAGGAGCUCUUGGAGGUCAGCCUAGCAACAGUGGCACCCGGCAGGUGCUAAGCAAGUCACCAGCACCCGGUGUUGGAUGCUGAAAAAGCCACUCCUGAAUUAUUUCUUUGAUCAUAAUUUUUUCCACUCGCUCAACCAAUAAAUCAUCCAGCGCUGACUCAGCUCGCUUUCAAAAAAAAAAAAAAAAAUGCUAGACUCAACUCGGGGAACUGAGAGUAAAUU